AUGUUGCAAGUAGUACUAUCAGAUGAAUAAAACUUAUCUAUUUCAUAAGAAUUAUUUCAUCAGGGUGGUAAUUUUAGGAUUUCCAAAUAAUCCUUAAUGAAAAUAGUUAGCGCUGCUUAGGAACGGUUAUUUGCGGAGGAGAUAGAUGAAUUAGAAAAUAUUAAUGGUUUACAAAAUUUGGAAAUGACUUUGUGCACCAGUUUUUAGAAGGGUUUAAAGGGAGACGAUUUUCAGGAGAGGGAAAUUCUCUUCGGGAAUAAUAGGAAACCUGUAAUUCCCCCAAAAACUUACAUAUAAUUGCUUUUAUAAGCUUUAGAGGUUGAAUUAUUAGUAUAGAAUCUAAAUAGGAUUUCAUAAUGAGAGUGUUGCUGGUGGCCUCUAUCGUCUCAAUAGUAAUUGGAGUGUCGACAGCAGAUGAUGAUCAUCGCUCCUUGGCUUGGAUAGAAGGAUUUGCAAUUUUCAUAGCCGUGUUUGUGUGUUGCAAUGUAACUGCAAUCAAUGUAAGAGAUAAGCAUUUAUGUGAAGGACUAUCAAAAGGAGAGAUAAUUUCAAAGUUUAAAUCAGAUGGCUGACAGCAGGAAAACGGUAACAGUUUGGAGAGAUGGAUAAAAAAUAGAUUUGCACCAGAGUUUAGUGAUGGUGGGUGAUAUCAUUUAAAUCUUUGAAGGCAUGGAAAUACCAGCAGAUUGCUUUGUUGUGGAGGCAGCUGAAUUAACAUGUGACGUAAUCAAAUAACAAAUGCUCAAUAGGAAAGUGCGAUGACAGGGGAGACUGAUCCGAUCAAAAAAGAUACUUACGAGAAUUGUAAAAGGUCGAGAGAUAAAUUGAAAGAUCAACAGAACUCUUGUGGUAGACAUGAUAUUCCCUCUCCAGUUAUGCUCAGUGGCACGAAGGUGCUUUCAGGAGAGGGUAAGAUGAUAGUAGCUGUAGUAGGAGAUUCUAGUUGCGUUGGAAAAAUCUCCUCGUUGCUUGCUACUGAGGAGGUACAAACCACUCCAUUAUAAGAAAAAUUAGAAGCCAUCGCUUAAGAUGUAGGUAAGUUCGGUCUUGCAAGUGCUGCCUUGAUAUUGUUAAUUUUAUUAUUGAGAUUUGCCGUGGAAAGGAUUAAAGAAAAUUCAUUUGAAAAAGAUCAUGUGAAGGAAAUGCUUAAUUUCAUUAUCAUAUCAAUCACAGUCAUCGUAGUUGCAAUUCCUGAAGGAUUGCCACUUGCUGUUACUCUUUCCUUGGCUUAUUCUACAAAAAGAAUGCUGAAGGACAACAAUUUAGUUCGAAAAAUGGCUGCUUGUGAGACUAUGGGUGGAGCAGAUAUGGUAUGUUCAGAUAAAACAGGCACAUUGACUUAAAAUAAAAUGUUUAUGGUAUCAAUUUGGAAUGACAGUCUUAUGGACAUUGAUGUGUAUAAUGAGUAAUUGAAUUUGAAUACUUAUUUUCCUGCUUAGAUGCAUGAGUUGUAUGUCCAAUCAUCAAUUGUUAAUGGAACAGCCAUGAUUAGACCAGAGGAAAAAGGAAGUAAAACUGAAGUAGCCAUGAUUCUAUUUGCCGAGAAAUGUGGGAUCAUCUAUGAAAAGGAAAGAGAACAUCAUGUUGCCAGUGUUAAGAUCCCUUUCUCAAGCAAAAGAAAAAGAAUGGCUAUGAUCAUUGGAAAAAGGUUAGUUAUAAAGGGUGCUAGUGAAAUCAUUCUAGACGGGUGCAAUAAAUUGCAUUCGAAAAGCAGAGGCAUCAUUUCAAUUGAUUCUAAUGUCAGAUAAAGUAUAGAGAAAGCAAUAGAAUCUAUGGCAUCGCAGUCUCUUAGAACUAUCGGAUUAGCUUAUAGAGAAUUAAAUGGAUCUGAAGAUCUGACUAGCAAAAAUGAUAAAGGGGUGUAUGAUGUUGAAACUGAAAAUUUGACCUUGAUUGCUAUUGUUGGAAUCAAAGAUAUCUUAAGACCUGAAGUCCCUGGAGCUGUUGCUAAUUGCAAAACUGCAGGUAUCAAAGUUAGAAUGGUAACUGGUGAUAAUAAGAUCACUGCCAGAGCUAUAGCAAAAGAAUGUGGAAUUUUGAUUGAUGAGGAACGCUCCUUAGUAUUAGAAGGUCCAGACUUUGUUAAUAGAAUCGGAGGUGUAGUUUGUAAAUGGUGCAAGACAGCUAGUUGUGAUUGUCCAAGAGAUUAAUCAACAGCCAAACAAUUAGGUAAACCAGUUAGAGUGGAUACCAUUAAAAAUGGUGAAGAAUUUGAUAAAAUCUAUCCUCUUUUAGAUGUUUUAGCCAGAAGUAGACCUGAAGAUAAAUAUGCACUUGUGACAGGACUCCUAGAAAGAGGACAUGUUGUAGCAGUGACCGGGGAUGGUACUAAUGAUGGUAAUAUAUUGAAUUAAAUUCUUUCUAGCUCCUGCUCUAAAGAAGGCUGAUGUAGGAUUUGCUAUGGGUAUUGCAGGCACAGAAGUUGCUAGAGAGAGUGCUUCCAUUAUUCUAUUGGAUGAUAAUUUUAGUUCAAUAGUCAAGGCAGUGAUGUGGGGAAGGAAUAUCUACGAUUCAAUAAAGAAGUUUUUGCAAUUUUAAUUGACAGUCAAUGUUGUGGCUGUCACAUUGACUUUGAUAUCUUCAGUGUUACUUAAGUAGGAAGUCCUGGAACCAAUCCAAAUGCUUUGGAUCAAUUUGAUUAUGGAUACCUUUGCCUCUUUGGCUUUGGCUACAGAAACACCUACACCAGAAUUGUUGUAGAGAAAACCUCAUAAUAGAAACGAGUACAUGGUUUCAGAAAAAAUGUUCAAGCACAUUCUGGGAUAAGCCAUUUAUUAGAUGAUUAUUAUGCUAAUAUUAUUGUUUUCUGCUCAAAGCUUUGUUCCUGAAUACAAGGGAUCAGAAGAUAGCAAUGCAGAUUUUGAAGGAAACCUGGAAUACAAGUAUUCCAAUACAUAUUACGAUGAAGCAAUUAAGAUCCAUUUAUGUCCUAAUUAUUAAGAGUACUGCAACUUAGUUUCCUUCAGCACUGAUUAUUUUGUGGAUGGUUCAGAGAACUACGAAACGUUCUACAAAAAGAGUUAUAUCCCUUCAAGACAAUUUACAAUGAUUUUUAAUACCUUUGUGAUGAUGCAGCUAUUCAACUUCAUAAAUGCAAGGAGGAUAAAAGAUGAACCCAAUAUUUUCCAAGGCAUUUUCACAAACAUCCUAUUUCCUAUAAUAGUCAUUGGGAUUCUGGCUCUGUAAAUUAUUAUAGUUACAUUUGGUGGAAUCGUCUUCCACUGUUAUACAUUUUUUGGAUUAAGAAUUCAACAAUGGUAAACGUGAAUUAUAGAUUUAAGGUUGAUUUGCGUUGCAUUUGGCUCAGGAAGUUUGAUUGUGAGAGUGUUACUAAGACUGCUUCCAGACCCAAAACUCUCCUUUCUGAAUAAAUUAGGAGGACAUGGGCAUGCCAAUGAGGAAGUGUCAAAAUUGGCAUCCCCAACUGCACAGAACAACACUGGUUACUAAAUUUAAGUAAUUCGUUAAGAGUCUGAAUUGGCCAAUCUGAAUUAUCAUCCCUAAGAAUCUAGAGUGAUGUGA
Messenger RNA from Paramecium octaurelia, 3522 nucleotides. The record is from the annotation of a GenBank genome assembly. Lineage: Eukaryota; Ciliophora; Oligohymenophorea; Peniculida; Parameciidae.